CCUUCCCCUCCUCUCCCCCAGUGUAAUAUAGUCACCCUCCCCUCACACAUUGUAGUAAAUCUCCCCCUGUCCGCACCUACAGUAUAACACCCAAAGUAUAAUAUACAGUCACCCCCCACACAGUGUUAUAUACAGUCACUCUCCCCACCCUCAGCCAGUGUAAUAUCCAGUCACCCCCCUCCUCCCUCACCCACAGUGUAAUAUAGUCACUCUCCUCCCCUCAGGACACAGUUCCCGCCAUUUCACGCCUUUUCCCUUCAGGCUCUCGCUCCUGUCAUGGUCCCCGCGGUGCACUGGAAGCUGUGCGGCCUGGCCGCCAUAGCCGUCACGCUGAGCCUGGAGGGGCUGUUCCUGUUCCUGAGACGGAGGCGGCCGCUGCGGGAGGUGCUGUUCUUCCCGGCCCCGGUCACCUGCACGGAGCAGCUGCUGAGCCCCGGGAUGCGCUGCCCCUGCCCACUGUCCCACACCGACAGCGCCCUGGCCCGCCUCAUGAGGCGGCUCCUGGGGGCUCGGCGCACCCUGGAGCUCUGUGUCUUCACUUUCUCCUGCCCCCCUCUGGCCCGGGCCGUGCUGCUGCUCCACCGCCGGGGUGUCCGCGUCCGAGUCAUCACCGACAGCGACUACAUGGCUGCAGCCGGCUCCCAGAUCGGGGCCCUGCGUCAGGCCGGUGAGGAGUCCGUGUGCGGGCUGGUAGCUGAGGGGUAUCAGGGUAUUGAGGUUCGUCACAGUCAAGCCUCUGGAUUCAUGCAUCACAAGUUUGUGGUACUAGACAAGGAGCUUGUCAUCACCGGCUCCAUGAACUGGACAAUGCAGGCCAUCCAGACAAACAGAGAGAACCUUCUCAUCACAGAUGAUAGUGUGUGCGUGAGGGCGUACUCGGGGGAGUUUGAGCAUCUCUGGGAAGAGUAUGAUCCCGCUACCUAUGAGUUCUUUCCAGAGAAAGACUAGAAGUAAACCUCCGAUCUCCCCGUGCCUUGCUUAUGCUACAGGGACCUGUACAGAGAACAAGGAACCUGAUUGUAAAACAGUUUUCUUUGUUAGUUGGUUUCUGUUACCUUCAAACAGGCGCACACAAAGGAGAUACCAGCACAAUACAUUGUAUCUCAGACCACGCAUCUGUAAUAGACCAUUUGAUCUAUUUUUAUAUGUUAAUCUGAUAUUUAUUUAUCUUUGAUUAUAAGAAUUACAUGUUGUAUUUUAGGGUAAAGCCAGUGUUUUAUUGA
This is a messenger RNA of Pseudophryne corroboree (corroboree frog), 1223 nucleotides long. RefSeq names its product phospholipase D family member 6 (gene PLD6). The record is from RefSeq and is a predicted model, not a curated record. Gene Ontology annotation, molecular function: RNA endonuclease activity producing 5'-phosphomonoesters, hydrolytic mechanism. Gene Ontology annotation, cellular component: mitochondrion. Gene Ontology annotation, biological process: piRNA processing. Lineage: Eukaryota; Metazoa; Chordata; Amphibia; Anura; Myobatrachidae. Bases 277 to 948 code for a protein of 223 amino acids. The transcript has 2 exons.